Olea europaea var. sylvestris is the source of this 910-nucleotide messenger RNA. RefSeq lists its product as uncharacterized. Gene Ontology annotation, cellular component: chloroplast thylakoid membrane. The annotation marks the transcript as partial. The transcript has a single exon. Lineage: Eukaryota; Viridiplantae; Streptophyta; Magnoliopsida; Lamiales; Oleaceae. The record is from RefSeq and is a predicted model, not a curated record.
UUGCAGGCUAACUACCAGAAGGUCACGAGUACUAAUAUUAGGGUAUCACUGCCGAACGUCCUCCAAUAUACCCCUAUUUCUGGAGCAGUUGGAUUAAGAAGAUCGAUAGAAGGAAAAGGAUCACGGUUCCACCUUCUAGUUGCUAAUUGUGAUCGUGUGGCCAUAGAGACCAACAAUGAGGGUCCUAAAACUUUCGAAGGAUCAUGUUCUAAUGAUGGGUCCUCAGCAGCAGAUGAAAAAUCUUCAGGAAAAGAUGACAAAGUUCAACCUACUGAAGAUGUUGAGUUGGCACCUCGAGGUUCUGAGCCUUCCAACGGGUCAAUCGAUUCCACAAAUUUGAACGCUGGAGAAUCUGCAAUCAAGUCAAGCUCGACCCCAAAAAGAACUCCAUUAACAGCAAGAGAGAGACUUAGGGCAGCCCGGGUAUUGAGUCGCUACACAGAGUCGAAGCCAUCUAAACCAGAGCUAGGGAGCAAAUUAUUAGAGGCCUUACGAGAAAGUGAUAAAGGGAAAAGACGCCCUGGCCUCCCAGAAGCACCUUCAAAUAUGCUAGAUGACAGCAAAAGGGGAUUACCAAAGCCGGGCUGGACGUUCGAAUUUCCCGGCGGUGUCGAUGUGUUUCUUGUCAUCUUGUCGUUUGUAUUAAUCAGCACUAUAAUGUUUGCAACAACAUUCAUUGUGUGGAAAGUCGGUGCCAUUCAUUUCAAUGAAUACUAAGGUAAACUUCGAAAUUUUCUACGCAAUUGUACUUGCACGUACAGAAUUUAGCUUGGCCAAACAAGUGAAUAUCUAUAUAAUUUUCUUUUCGAGAUCUUCGGUUUUGUUUAUUUUGUAUUGAUUAACGAACUGAAAUACUAGUUUAUUGUUCUCAAACUUGUUGGAUUAAUGACAUUUAGACAGAUUAUUAUUA